AUGUCAGGAAUGGAAAAGGUCGGCUCCUCAGACCUCUCGUCUUCUUCCACAGAAGCGUCGGCCAUCUCACCUCUCAGUAUGAUCAGCGUUCCUUCUUCUCCAGAUAAAGACAAGAAAAAGGUACCAUUUGUACGCUAUAAUCCUGACAUACCUCAAAUCGUCACUUCAUUCAAGGGUUACCAGAAACUCAUGUUCCAGGGGUAUAGGUAUAAUAUUUAUCAGGUGAUGCCCGAACGAAAUUUCAAAUCAUGGCGUUGUGUUUGCGCUAAGAAAAUCCCGGACAAUGGUUCAUGGUGCAAGUGCCGUGCAGAAACUACAAUGGACGACCAAAAAGCCGUCACGAAGGGUGAACACAAUCAUCCACCAAAACAUCUUCUUGCUGAACUAGAAUUCAUCAAGGUAAUCUGCCCAUGA
Haemonchus placei is the source of this 414-nucleotide messenger RNA. The record is from the annotation of a GenBank genome assembly. Lineage: Eukaryota; Metazoa; Nematoda; Chromadorea; Rhabditida; Trichostrongylidae.